This is a messenger RNA of Rangifer tarandus platyrhynchus (Svalbard reindeer), 384 nucleotides long. Lineage: Eukaryota; Metazoa; Chordata; Mammalia; Artiodactyla; Cervidae. The record is from the annotation of a GenBank genome assembly.
AUGGAGCCACAUCUGUCACCACGGGGCCCAAGCAUCUCUGCAGAAGCCCUGCCCCCGCCGCCCCGUCGAGGCCCCGCGGUCGGUCGGAGCAGCCCUGGCGGCCCGGGAAGGCUCGGGUCUCGGGGCGAGCAGGCCGGAGGCAGCGUGCUUGUUUGGGAGGUGUCCAGGAAGAUCCAGCCGGAGCUCCGGGCGGAGGGGGCUGGUGUCACUUGGGUUUUGUGCGUGUCCCGUCCCCGCCCCACCCCCCAGCUCCACUUCAAGCAAAAGGCCGAAGGGUUUCGACCCCCGAUCGCCCACUUCGAGCUCACGCUUAGGGCCCUUUCGCCGCCGUCCAGCGGACAGAGAAAGCAAUUCCGCAGCGAGGCGAAAGCACUCUGUGAAUGA